Molecule: messenger RNA, 2102 nt
Organism: Anguilla anguilla (European eel)
Lineage: Eukaryota; Metazoa; Chordata; Actinopteri; Anguilliformes; Anguillidae
Gene: kpna4
Product: karyopherin alpha 4 (importin alpha 3)
Exons: 17
Coding region: 145-1707 (520 amino acids)
Biological process (GO): NLS-bearing protein import into nucleus
Cellular component (GO): nucleoplasm; cytoplasm; nucleus
Molecular function (GO): nuclear import signal receptor activity; protein binding
Source: RefSeq, a predicted model, not a curated record
GAGCGAGGCUGGGCCUGUACCACCGGCAUUCCCACAAAGCUGUGCGGGGGAAACCAGUAGAGAGCCCGAAGGGUAGAGAAAAAGGAACUGGAAAGAAACAGAUCGCGUCUUCUCGACAAAAAUACCUUAUAAGAUAUUUUAAAAAUGGCCGAUAACGAGAAACUGGACAACCAGCGGUUGAAGAAUUUCAAAAACAAAGGUCGGGAUUUGGAGACGAUGAGAAGACAGAGGAAUGAGGUGGUGGUGGAACUGCGGAAGAACAAACGGGACGAGCACCUGCUGAAGAGACGGAACGUCCCGCACGAAGACAUCUGUGAGGACUCCGACGUGGACGGGGACUUCAGAGCGCAAAACACAUCUUUAGAAGCAAUAGUGCAGAAUGCCACCAGCGAUAACCAGGGAGUGCAGCUCAGCGCUGUCCAGGCCGCCAGGAAGCUCCUGUCCAGCGACCGCAAUCCGCCCAUCGAUGACCUGAUAAAAUCAGGUAUUCUGCCCAUUCUGGUGCACUGCCUGGACAGAGAUGACAACCCCUCUCUGCAGUUCGAGGCUGCUUGGGCUUUGACCAACAUUGCGUCAGGAACGUCGGAGCAGACGCAGGCGGUGGUGCAGUCCAAUGCUGUUCCCCUGUUCUUGAGGCUGCUGCACUCUCCACACCAGAAUGUGUGUGAACAGGCUGUGUGGGCCCUUGGAAACAUCAUUGGUGACGGGCCCCAGUGCAGGGAUUACGUGAUCAGCCUGGGUGUGGUCAAACCCCUGCUGGCCUUCAUCAGUCCGUCCAUCCCCAUCACCUUCCUGCGCAACGUCACCUGGGUCAUGGUCAACCUGUGCCGCCACAAGGACCCGCCCCCUCCCAUGGAGACCAUCCAGGAGAUCCUCCCUGCUCUGUGCGUUCUGAUUCACCACACGGAUGUAAAUAUCCUGGUGGACACAGUCUGGGCUCUGUCCUACCUGACGGACGCUGGGAACGAGCAGAUCCAGAUGGUGAUCGAUUCCGGAAUCGUCCCUCACCUGGUGCCCCUUUUGAGCCACCAGGAGGUCAAAGUUCAGACGGCGGCGUUGCGGGCCGUGGGGAACAUCGUGACGGGCACAGACGAGCAGACCCAGGUGGUGCUCAACUGUGACGCUCUCGCCCACUUCCCCGCCCUGCUCACCCACCCCAAGGAGAAGAUCAACAAGGAGGCGGUGUGGUUCCUGUCAAACAUCACCGCAGGAAACCAGCAGCAGGUGCAGGCGGUGAUUGACGCUAACCUGGUGCCCAUGAUCAUCCACCUGCUGGACAAGGGAGACUUCGGGACCCAGAAGGAGGCCGCCUGGGCCAUCAGCAACCUGACGAUCAGCGGGAGGAAGGAUCAGGUGGCGUACCUGAUCCAGCAGCAGGUGAUCCCGCCCUUCUGCAGCCUGCUGACGGUGAAGGACGCCCAGGUGGUGCAGGUGGUGCUGGACGGCCUCAGCAACAUCCUCAAGAUGGCCGACGACGAGGCCGAGACCAUCGCCAACCUGAUCGAGGAGUGCGGUGGUUUGGAAAAGAUCGAGCAGCUCCAAAAUCACGAGAAUGAAGACAUCUAUAAACUGGCGUAUGAAAUUAUCGAUCAGUUCUUCUCGUCUGAUGAUAUCGACGAAGACUCGAACCUGGUGCCAGAGGCCAUUCAGGGCGGGACCUACGGCUUCAACUCCACCAACGUGCCGGCCGAGGGGUUCCAGUUUUAGGAGGCGUCUCUGAUCCUGGAGUUUGGUCGUGGUGCAGCACUCUGUUCAACAAAAAUUAGGAGAGAAAGUGAGCGAAAGAGUGAAAGGAAUUAGGUCCAUUGCGCUUGGCUCAUUGGGAUCUUUGGCUGCGUCUGAUGGGAGAGAAGUGUGUGGGUUUGGGUUUGCUCCCCCCCCCCGAGGGGGGGGUCCGCCCAAAUGAACUUGCGAUGGCGAGUGGAUGCAAGUGCGAAUGAGUGGCUAAAUGUUGCAAAAACAUCUACAAACCGAACGCUUGGGAAGACCUCUCGCCUACCUAGCGGUUACCGGAGGGGUCUUACCUAACGGCAAAUAAACACACAAACAGGCGUCUAUUGGAGGGAGCAGAGGCCUCGCUCUAACAAUUGGAGGAAAAAAAA